AUGACCGUCGACAACACUAUAGUGGAAUCCUCAAGCACCAACGCCCAAACACUGACAGAAUUAUCAAAUGUAACCUCAAAAUAUUACCAGAAAAAUCUAAUAAAUUAUUUAAGAGAGUGUUUAAAUUCAUUGAGUGAUGCAAUAGAAAAUUAUUCGAUAUUUAGAGAUACCAGAACAAAAGAAUUUCGAAAAGAAAUUGAAAGAGUAAGAAAUAAAUUAAAGUCUAAUAGAGAGGUAGAAGGUUCCUCUGAUAGAAACGAUUUGUUGGAUUUAAAUGUUUGUCUUAUCGGUAACACUGGGUCUGGAAAAUCUUCGCUUAUAAAUGCGUUGCUUAAUCAUCAAGUGAUGCCAACGGCUGGAUCCGGCGAAGCAUGUACAUCGUUCCUUUGGAGGAUAUCAAAUAAUUCAGAAUUUACGGCUAAAAUUUUUUAUAAAAGGUUUGAAGAAUAUCAAAGUGAAGUCAAACAAGCAUUCGAAUUAUUGAGUGAAGAGGAAGAUAUUGAUUCUCAAAGUUUAUCAAAAAAGAAUGAAUCUGAAAAAUUGCUUGAAACUCUGUUCGGUCCAGGGAUGUCAUACGUAGUUACCGAUGAUAAUAAUAAGGAAAUCGUAUUUGGACCAAAUAAGAUAACCAAAGAAAUGGCGAUGGCGGAUAAUUCAAUACGAGAACUACUUAAAAAUCCAAUUCAUGAAACAACACCAAAACGUGACGUCAAAGAACUAAUAAAAACAUUAAAAAAGUUUCUUCCACCGAAAGAAGGACAUGGUAAAAGUUCAUCGUCCGCAUCUAGGAGUAACUAUAGUAACGGUUCUAGUAGUGUACCGCAUUGGCCUUUUAUUAAAGAGAUUCACAUUCAAGGACCUUUUGAAGUAUUGAGGAAUGGUGUAGUAUUGAUCGAUGUACCUGGUAAUUGUGACAUUAAUGAAAAUAGAAGUCAAACCGCUAAAAGUGUUUUAGAUAUUACGGAUCAUAUUUGGAUCAUCAGUAACAUUAACAGAGCCAUCAGUGAAGAAAGUACUGCAAAUAUUCUUAGCGAAAGUCUUCGUGAUCAGCUUAAAAUGACUGGAAAAUAUUUAUCUCGAACCUUUAUUUGUACUCAUUCUGACAUUAUAACUCUUGACGAUUCUGAUGACGAAAUCGACGAAAGAUCAAAUGAGUUAAAUGUCGAGCGAGAAAAGUUAGAAGAUGACGUACAAUUAAUCAAGGAAGAGAUUGAAGAGCUAAAGGAAGAAGAAGAUACAAAUUUUGCUUUAACGAGAGAAAAAAUUAACAAAUUAGAAAAAGAAUUAGAAGAAAAAGAUCAUCGAUUGACAAAAAUUCAAAAUGAUUUGGCGCAUAUAUCAAGACAAUCGGCCGUUUCCGCCGUUAAAUGUCGGAAUGAAAAAAUUAAACAACAUAUCCUUAAAUUUGAACUACAAUCUCAACAAUUUAUGAAAGAUUGUACGAAUACUUGCGAUUUGCAAGUUUUCACCGUUAGCUCAGCAGAAUACAUGAAACUUAAUCGUACUAUGCGUGAUGAUGGAAGAGGAAGAAUCUUAAAUGAAGAAGAUACAGAGAUACCAAACCUCAUAAAUCAUCUAAAAAAAAUUAGUAAAAUCAAUAUUUCAAAUAAGAUUAAUAAUAUAAUCAAAAAUAUCAAGUCAUUAAUCGAAUCAAUGUUAAGAUAUACGAAUGAUAAUAUUUUAUUGGAUACUAUGGACAAAAGACAACAAGCAAAAAAUAAAUUUAGUGAUGAAAGAUAUAGAUUAAUAUUUGAAUAUAGGAAGAUAGUAGGCAAUAUUAUGAAACAAUUUUCGGAUGAAAUAGAUAAAUAUGUUUUUAAAAAAAUCGAUGAUGUUGGUAGGAUUGAAGCCGAAAACAAAUGUAUUACCACAAUUAGUCGUCAUGGGCGUCAUCUUCACCAUGCCAUUUGGAAAGCCACUGUCAAGAGAGAUGGAUAUUACAUAGAUUCUAAUGGUUUACCUCAUAACUUUAAUGCAGAUUUGAUUCAUCCGAUUAUAAAAUCAGUGACGAAUAAUUGGUUUAUAGUAUUUAGUGAAAUGCCAAAAAAUUUAGUUGAACAGCUUGACACUCAAGUUAAUGAAGAAAUAACGAGAUUUUUCGAAGCUAUUGAUAAAACGAUAUUAACAAUAUCACCAGAUAAGAAGAAAUAUAUAGAAAAAUUUCAAUUAGAAAUUAAAGACAAUAGGGAAUUACAAAUGAACAAUAUUAAAGAAAAGAUUUUAGAUAAUGAGUAA
This is a messenger RNA of Funneliformis mosseae, 2235 nucleotides long. Lineage: Eukaryota; Fungi; Glomeromycota; Glomeromycetes; Glomerales; Glomeraceae. The record is from the annotation of a GenBank genome assembly.